UAAAUAAAUGAUUUUCUCAGCUUUGUUGUUUCUGAUAUUCAGAUUUGAAGUAGUUAUUGAUCAGUCACGUUGUUUUUAUUUUGGUCUGAAAUUUUUACGGUAACCAGACUCUACGCUCUCCUGAUCAAACUAUAGUUAGAUUCUGUUGGGUGACGGAACUAGAACGAGGUUCGAACUACUUCAUGUUGUGUCGUUGCUUGUGAUAUAAAUGAUCAGUAACAUAUAUUAAUAAGUAUAUACUUACGGGGCGAAUUUUGAAAUAGUUGAAUGUACGGUAGUUAUGGUGCAUCUGAUAUUUUUAGAGUACUGACGCUAUACAUAAUAUCUAUGUUCAAAAGCUGCGAAUUGUUUGACAAAUACGCAUCUACGACGAGCAGAAUUCAAAAAGCGUCCCUGUUUAAAUCUAAUUAAAAUUUAAUGGUGCAAUCUGUCCAAUAAAAUACAGACAAUCAUAUACAUAUAUAUACAUCUUUCAUAUGUAUUAAAUAACAUGCAUAUAACAAUGGAUGAAUCUAAUAAGGAAUUAAUUAAUAAUGUACCACAUUCACGGGCAAAAACGCGACCAUCUGGAAAAUGUACAUUAGCUAGGAAACGUUUAAAACAAGUGUUUAAUAUGAGAAAAUAUUAUUUAUCAGUUAUUGGAUUGACAGGUUUUGAAGCAUUAUUAGUAUUAUGUCGAGUGAUAUUGGAAACAGAAUCAUUACGUUUACCUCCCGGAAAUACUCAACGAUUAAUUUUAGAAGGUCAAUUAGCUUUAGAAUGUUUAAGUUUAUUUACAUUGACAUUAUUUGUUGUGGAAGUUCCAUUUAAAAUAUGGGCUAUGGGAAUUCGUCAAUGGGGUCGUCAAUUAUUAUUUAUUAUAGAUGGUCUUGUGUGUGCAGUUUGUUUCUCAUUAGAUAUCUAUAAUAUUUAUCGACAUUCUAGUCGAUCAUUAAGAGGGAUUACAUCAUCAAAAGUUUUAGAAUUAUGUAAUUAUUUACAUAUUACUUCACAAGCGGAUACAGCUUCAACAUUUGCUGAAAUCUUUGGUCUUAUGAUUGUUUAUAGAUUAUGGUAUAUUAAAAGAUUUAUAAAAAAAACAGUAUUCAUUAAAAGUAAACAAUCAAUUAAAAGAAUUCAAGAACUUCAACAAGUUUAUGGAGAAGCUGAUCAACGUAUUAAUCAAUUAGAAAAUAUAUUACAAGAACAAAUCGAUCGUAAAGAUAAUCAUCGAUCAAUAUCGAAUGUAAUUUUGGAUAAUAAGCAAGGACAACAACAAACAACAAGACCAAUGUCAAAAGUGAAUUAUUCCAAUCGUCCUGCACCACGUCAGUUUUCUAAUAUAGAACGUUGAUCAAUAUUUACAUAUCUAUAUCUACAUAUGUUUUAACCUAUCACUGUAUUCUUACCAUAUGAUAAGCCUUUUGCAUACUUUUUCGGUAUAACAUUUAUACUACUGCUUCAUUUUGUUAGUAGUAUAAAUGAGCUUUAAAAAAUAAAUUAUGUAGAGAGAUUAAAUUUUUCAUUUAGAAAAUUUAUAAAAGACUAUAAUGAUACUGGUUCUAAUCUAUGAUUUAUGAUGAAUUGUAUAAUAUGUCUAUAUAAAAUAAUAAUUUAAUAUUCUUCUAUAAAAA
Messenger RNA from Schistosoma bovis, 1613 nucleotides. The record is from the annotation of a GenBank genome assembly. NCBI's taxonomy places the organism in Eukaryota, Metazoa, Platyhelminthes, Trematoda, Strigeidida, Schistosomatidae.